AUGUACAAUAAAAAAAUCAGUGAAGAAAUAUUGAUUAAAAAAAAUCCGCAAAAUUUAGAAGAUAAAUUAGAAGAAGAAAAAUUUACUUGUCAAUUCUGCGAGAAGAAAUACGAAAAAUACAACAGUCUCGUUCAGCACCGUUCCAAGUACUGUCUAAAGAACCCAAAGGCCUGCCGGAACACGCGAAUAUUCCAAUGUCCGAACUGUAGUUACUUAACAGCGUUUGUGUCGAACAUGUCGCGGCACAUCCGAACUCAGCAUGCAGUUGCAGGUUCCGCCGCUAGUUGGGCGCAAAAGGACUCUAGUGAUCGGUACUCGUGUCCAAAGUGCAGUCGUAGUUACAAAAAUUUCGGGGAUAUGAGAAAACACUUGCGUUUCAUGUGCGGACAGGCUCCCCGGUUCCUUUGUCCUUAUUGCAAUAGGUGCUCGAAUAAUUCUUCUAACAUGUACGUCCACGUUCGCAGGGCUCACAAGGGCAGGGAUGUCUUCUUGAUUGAUGCUUAUGACAGCUCACGGCAUACUAGUUGA
Cotesia congregata is the source of this 528-nucleotide messenger RNA. Lineage: Eukaryota; Metazoa; Arthropoda; Insecta; Hymenoptera; Braconidae. The record is from the annotation of a GenBank genome assembly.